Saccharomyces paradoxus is the source of this 1242-nucleotide messenger RNA. RefSeq names its product telomere maintenance protein PBP2 (gene PBP2). Gene Ontology annotation, biological process: regulation of gene expression; regulation of RNA metabolic process. The transcript has a single exon. Gene Ontology annotation, cellular component: cytoplasm; nucleus. Gene Ontology annotation, molecular function: mRNA binding. Bases 1 to 1242 code for a protein of 413 amino acids. Lineage: Eukaryota; Fungi; Ascomycota; Saccharomycetes; Saccharomycetales; Saccharomycetaceae. The record is from RefSeq and is a predicted model, not a curated record.
AUGUCGACGGAGACUACAAAACCAUCGCUCUCUACUACACCAGCUACUGUACUCGUUUCCCCCAAUACUCUCAAGCGGAAAAAGGGUGAUGACACCAGUGAGGAACAACUGGAGGCAGAGAUCAAACGAGUGGCCCUGGAGGAUGCUGACGGCCACUCUGGAAACGACCACGAUUCCCCUGAUAAUGUCCCCUCUCACGUGCAUUUACGAAUGCUGUGCCUUGUCAAACACGCUUCACUGAUAGUAGGACACAAAGGCGCCACCAUAUCCAGAAUAAAGUCAGAAACCUCUGCCAGAAUAAACGUAUCAAAUAACAUCAGGGGUGUUCCUGAAAGAAUUGUUUAUGUGAGGGGUACUUGCGAUGAUGUGGCCAAGGCAUACGGAAUGAUAGUGAGAGCGCUGCUAGAAGAACAUGGAAGCGAAGACGGCGGAGAAGACAUUGAGGUCUCCAUCAACCUGCUGAUUCCUCACCAUCUCAUGGGUUGUAUAAUUGGCAAGCGUGGGUCUCGAUUGAGAGAAAUUGAGGAUUUGAGUGCAGCAAAAUUAUUUGCAUCUCCGAAUCAAUUGUUGCUGUCUAACGACAGAAUUUUAACCAUCAACGGGGUGCCCGAUGCUAUCCAUAUCGCCACUUUCUACGUUAGUCAAACUCUGUUAAACUUUCAGAUGGAAUUUCCGCAGAAAAAAUUGAAGAGGUCCAUAUAUUAUCAGCCUACUCAGUUCAACUCAGUGUUAAUAGACCAUAGCCAAGCGAACGCCAUUCUUCAUCAAAGAAACCACCAAUAUCAUCCAAACGAUAAACUACUUACCUACAGACCCAACAAAAAUUUACCUGUAUCAUCUACUUUGUUGAGUAUGGCCACACCGCAGUAUACCACCGCUAGCGUGGCAAACGCAACUGCUUUUCAACCAAAUUUCGUUAUUCCUAAUGUGACAGUCUUGGACGGGCCCCUUAUCAGUCCGGGACCCAGCAACCAUUUAUUAAUGAACUUCGUACAGCAAGAAAUAUUCAUAGAUGAGAAAUUUGUGGGGAAUGUCAUUGGCAAAGAUGGAAAACAUAUAAAUUCGGUCAAGGAAUCCACAGGUUGUUCGAUCAUUAUACAAGAUCCUGUAGAAGGCUCUCCGGAGAGAAGGCUUACAAUAAGGGGUACGUUCAUGGCUUCUCAAGCUGCCAUUAUGUUGAUUGGUAAUAAAAUUGAAAUUGAUAGAUCAAAUGCUGAACGUAAAAGAAGAUCACCUCUCUAA